Arachis duranensis is the source of this 762-nucleotide messenger RNA. RefSeq lists its product as uncharacterized. NCBI's taxonomy places the organism in Eukaryota, Viridiplantae, Streptophyta, Magnoliopsida, Fabales, Fabaceae. The record is from RefSeq and is a predicted model, not a curated record. Bases 1 to 762 code for a protein of 253 amino acids. The transcript is spliced from 3 exons.
AUGGCACCUCGAUGGCACCUCGUGGAUGCGGUCGGGGCUGUGGAAGAGGACAUACUGGCCAUUGCGGAGGCUCUUGGACACCAGAUAAAUAAUAACGGUAAUGGCAAAAAUGGAGCUCAGGGUCCGAUGACACUAGCAACCUUCUUAAAAGUUAAUCCACCAAAGUUCAAGGAAACCACUAAUCCGACUGAAGCUGAUACCUGGUUUCAGGCUAUGGAGCGAGCACUGCAAGCGCAAUUGGUACCUGAGGAGCAGUGUGUUGAGUUUGCUACUUAUCUACUCACUGGGGAAGCAUCGCAUUGGUGGCAGGGAGCCCAAUGUCUUCUGCAGCAGGAUGAUGACCCUAUCACCUGGGAUGCCUUCCAGGUAGAAUUCUAUAAGAAGUACUUUCUGAAUUCUGCUCGGACGGCAAAGAAACUUGAGUUACUGCAGCUGAGGUUUUUUUGCAUGUGUCAAGGAGCUCCGGGAGACUUCGAGGAAUGGAAGUGCAUCAAGUAUGAAAGAGGGCUCCAGAGCGAUAUCUUAAGUUCAGUGGGACCAAUGGAAAUCAAAAUUUUCUUGGAGUUGGUGAAUAAGAGCAGAGUUGCUGAAGAGUAUGUUAAAAAGGCAGCUGCAGAGAAAAGAAGCCUUAGGGGACCAUUCCCACAUAAUCGAUGGAAGAGCUUUGCUCCUAGAGGUCCACCUUUCAAGCGAGGAGUUUUUGUACCAAACCAGAAUCAGGGUCAGAAUAAUUCCAGAAGGCUCAACAACAACAACUUCUAG